Molecule: messenger RNA, 621 nt
Organism: Bathycoccus prasinos
Lineage: Eukaryota; Viridiplantae; Chlorophyta; Mamiellophyceae; Mamiellales; Bathycoccaceae
Exons: 1
Coding region: 1-621 (206 amino acids)
Biological process (GO): termination of RNA polymerase II transcription
Cellular component (GO): mRNA cleavage and polyadenylation specificity factor complex; nucleus
Molecular function (GO): RNA polymerase II CTD heptapeptide repeat phosphatase activity
Source: RefSeq, a predicted model, not a curated record
AUGGGUGAAAAGGACGCGAUUAACGAUGAUGAUGAUGAAAAGAAAUCGUACGCGAUGGUGUGCGCGGCAAACAUGAACCGGUCGAUGGCGGCACACUGCGCUUUGCUCGAAAAAGGAUUAUUAAACGUUUCAUCGUUCGGCGCGGGGUCGUCGGUGAAAAUUCCAGGCUCGACGAAAGACGAUCCGAACGUGUACCAAUUUGGAAAAGCCACGUAUGCAGACAUAAGGAAAGAUUUGAUUCGUUUGGACGAAAACGCGUACAGACAGAAAGGAUUGAUCGACAUGCUCGAACGGAACAUGCGCGUGAAAGAAAAACCAGAACGGUGGCAAGAUAACAGCGACGAGAAAGAAUUCGACGUGGUCGUGUGUUUCGAAGAGAGGGUGUUUGAUUUAGUGUUGGCGGAUAUGCGAGAAAAGAACGCGAAAGGAACGCCGUGUUUGGUGAUUAACUUGGACGUGAGAGAUAGUCACGAAGACGCGGUGAACGCGGCGCCGAUGGCGCUGAAGCUGUGCGAAAUGAUCGAGAAGUGCGAAGAUUGGGAGUGCGAAAUCGAUGAAAUCAUAGAUCAGUUCGAAGAGGAAGUUGGGAUUAAACCUUUAUAUUCCGUUUGUUACUAUUAG